UCCCUCCCUGAAUUCACUGAGUCAACUAGCUGCCAUUGUUGAACCUCCUCACGAGCUCCACCAACUCACUCUCGCAGCUCAUGGCAUCGAGAUCCUAGCGCAAAAUCGCUCGCAUUCGCUAUCCCCCGAAGAUCUCAGACUCCGCGGCGUCGCCGAGUCACAACUCGCUCCGAGCUGGGGAAUGGCUUCUUCGGAAGCCGAUUCCCGUCUGAAUCAGGUCGUGGUUCCCGCACUCGAGAAGAUCAUCAAGAACGCUUCAUGGCGAAAGCACGCGAAGCUCGCUCACGAGUGCAAAUCCGUCAUCGAGAGGCUCACUCACCAGCAGUUACCUCCUGGUUCUCCCACCGAUACCGAACCGGAAAACACGGUUCCCGGUCCGCUCCACGACGGCGGUCCGGUUGAGUUCUCGCUCGCCGAGUCCGAAUCGAUCCUCAGUCCUCUCAUCAAUGCCGCCAGUUCUGGCGUCCUUAAGAUCGCGGAUCCCGCCGUCGACGCGAUCCAGAAGCUCAUCGCGCACGGCUACCUCCGCGGCGAGGUGGACCCCGGCGGUGCCGCGGCGGAGGCGAAACUGCUAUCGAGUAUGAUCGAAUCGGUUUGCAAAUGCCACGAUUUAGGCGACGAGGCGAUGGAGUUGCUGGUGCUGAAGACGCUCUUGUCUGCGGUAACAUCAAUUUCGCUGCGAAUUCAUGGUGAUUGCUUGCUUCUCAUUGUAAGAACGUGCUAUGAUAUAUAUCUGGUGAGUAAGAAUGUAGUUAAUCAGACGACUGCGAAAGCGUCGUUGAUUCAGAUGUUGGUGAUUGUGUUUAGGAGAAUGGAGGCAGAUUCGUCCACGGUUCCGAUUCAGCCUAUUGUGGUGGCUGAAUUGAUGGAGCCAGUGGAAAAAUCUGAUGUGGAUAAUUCAAUGACGCAAUUUGUGCAAGGGUUUAUUACGAAGAUAAUGCAGGACAUUGAUGGGGUUUUGAAUCCUGUGACGCCGAGUGGGAAGGUUUCUCUGUUAGGUGGUCAUGACGGUGCGUUUGAGACCACUACGGUGGAGACGACGAAUCCCACGGAUUUGUUGGAUUCCACUGAUAAGGACAUGUUGGAUGCCAAGUAUUGGGAGAUUAGUAUGUAUAAGACGGCAUUGGAGGGCAGGAAGGAGGAGCUGGUGGAUGGGGAGUUGAUUGAGAGGGAUGAUGAUUUGGAGGUUCAGAUUGGGAACAAGUUGAGAAGAGAUGCUUUCUUGGUGUUUAGGGCGCUCUGUAAAUUGUCUAUGAAGACGCCCCCUAAGGAGGCGUCUGCGGAUCCGCAGUUGAUGAAGGGGAAGAUUGUGGCUCUUGAGUUGUUGAAGAUUUUGCUGGAGAAUGCUGGUGCUGUAUUCAGGACUAGUGAAAGGUUUCUAGGUGCCAUCAAGCAGUACUUAUGUUUAUCGUUGUUGAAGAACAGUGCUUCAACUCUUUUGAUUGUAUUUCAGCUGUCAUGUUCCAUCUUCAUCAGUCUGGUAUCACGGUUUAGAGCUGGAUUGAAAGCAGAAAUUGGUGUUUUUUUCCCUAUGAUUGUUCUCAGGGUCCUAGAAAAUGUUUCUCAACCGAAUUUUCAGCAGAAGAUUAUAGUGCUUCGAUUUCUUGAGAAGCUUUGUGUUGAUUCACAAAUACUGGUUGACAUAUUUAUCAACUAUGACUGUGAUGUCAAUUCAUCAAACAUAUUUGAGAGGAUGGUCAAUGGACUUCUGAAAACUGCUCAAGGUGUCCCUCCUGGUGUAACAACCACACUUUUGCCACCUCAAGAAGUAACACUAAAGCUUGAAGCCAUGAAGAGCUUGGUUGCUGUUCUAAAAUCAAUGGGAGAUUGGAUGAACAAACAAUUGCGCAUUCCUGAUCCUCAUUCAUCCAAGAAAAUUGAAGCAACUGAUAAUAGCCUUGAAACUGGCAGUUUUGCCAUGGUAAAUGGGAAUGGAGAAGACCCAGGGGAAGGAUCUGAGUCUCCUUCUGAAGCCUCCAAUGACGCAUCUGAUGUUUCAACUAUUGAGCAACGCCGGGCUUAUAAACUGGAACUCCAGGAAGGUAUAUCACUUUUUAAUAGGAAGCCUAAGAAAGGAAUUGAGUUCCUCAUCAAUGCCAACAAAGUGGGUGAUUCACCAGAGGAUAUAGCUGCUUUUCUUAAAGAUGCAUCUGGGUUGAACAAGACUUUGAUUGGUGAUUAUCUGGGAGAGAGGGAAGAGUUAUCCUUGAAGGUAAUGCAUGCUUACGUGGAUUCCUUUAACUUUCAAGGCAUGGAGUUUGAUGAGGCAAUCAGGGUUUUUCUUCAAGGAUUUAGACUACCUGGUGAGGCACAGAAAAUUGAUCGGAUCAUGGAAAAGUUUGCUGAACGUUAUUGCAAAUGUAAUCCAAAGGCCUUUUCUAGUGCUGACACAGCAUAUGUCCUUGCCUAUUCUGUUAUAAUGCUCAAUACAGAUGCUCACAAUCCUAUGGUGAAGAACAAGAUGUCUGCUGAUGAUUUCAUAAGAAACAAUCGUGGGAUUGAUGAUGGAAAAGAUCUGCCUGAGGAAUACUUGAGGUCCUUGUUUGAGAGAAUAUCUAGAAAUGAGAUCAAAAUGAAAGAAAGUGAUGUGACUCCACAACAAAAACAGGCUGUGAACCCUAAUAGACUUUUAGGCUUGGAUAGUAUAUUGAAUAUUGUGAUCCGUAAGCGUGGGGAAGAGAGUAUGGAGACCAGUGACGAUCUUAUCCGUCAUAUGCAAGAACAAUUCAAAGAAAAAGCUCGCAAAACUGAGUCAGUCUAUUACGCAGCCACAGAUGUUGUAAUCCUCAGAUUCAUGGUUGAGGUGUGUUGGGCACCAAUGUUAGCUGCCUUCAGCGUUCCUCUUGAUCAAAGUGAUGAUGAGACUGUAAUAUCUCUGUGUCUUGAAGGCUUCCGCUAUGCUAUUCAUGUUACUUCCGCAAUGUCCAUGAAGACUCAUAGAGAUGCUUUUGUGACUUCAUUAGCAAAGUUUACAUCACUACAUUCACCAGCAGAUAUUAAGCAGAAAAAUGUAGAUGCAAUUAAGGCAAUAGUUGCUAUUGCUGAUGAGGAUGGAAAUUACUUACAAGAAGCUUGGGAGCAUAUCUUGACUUGUGUUUCUCGGUUUGAGCAUCUACACCUUCUUGGAGAGGGUGCUCCACCAGAUGCCACAUUCUUUGCCUUUCCUCAGAAUGAUUCAGAAAAAACAAAGCAAGCAAAGUCAACCAUUCUUCCUGUUUUGAAGAAGAAGGGACAUGGGAGGAUGCAGUAUGCAGCUGCUACACUGAUGCGCGGUUCAUAUGAUAGUGCUGGCAUUGGCAGUAAUGUUUCUGGAGCAGUCACGUCAGAACAGGUGAACCAUAUAGUGUCUAAUUUAAAUAUGCUGGAACAAGUAGGAAGCUCUGAAAUGAACCGCAUAUUCACUCGGAGUCAGAAGUUGAACAGUGAGGCCAUAAUAGAUUUUGUUAAGGCUUUAUGCAAGGUCUCCAUGGAGGAACUGAGGUCUCCAUCUGAUCCACGUGUUUUCAGCCUUACAAAGAUUGUUGAGAUUGCGCACUAUAAUAUGAACCGCAUCAGGCUUGUGUGGUCAAGCAUCUGGCAUGUACUCUCUGAUUUCUUUGUAACUAUUGGCUGUUCCCCAAACCUUUCAAUUGCAAUUUUUGCUAUGGAUUCCUUGCGUCAGUUGUCAAUGAAGUUUCUGGAGCGGGAAGAAUUGGCUAAUUAUAAUUUUCAAAAUGAAUUUAUGAAGCCUUUUGUCAUUGUUAUGCGAAAGAGUAGUGCUGUUGAAAUUAGAGAACUAAUUAUCAGAUGUGUCUCUCAAAUGGUUCUAUCUCGUGUCAACAAUGUCAAAUCAGGAUGGAAAAGCAUGUUCAUGGUGUUCACAACAGCAGCUUAUGAUGACCACAAAAACAUUGUACUCCUGGCUUUUGAAAUUAUUGAGAAGAUUAUUCGAGAUUACUUUCCAUACAUCACUGAGACUGAAACCACAACCUUCACAGAUUGUGUGAAUUGUCUAAUUGCAUUCACUAAUAGUAGAUUUAAUCAAGAGAUUAGCCUAAAUGCCAUAGCUUUUCUUCGGUUUUGUGCAACAAAACUAGCAGAAGGAGACCUUGGCUCAUCAGCAAGGAAUAAGGAUAAGGAAGUUUCUGGAAAGAUUCCCUCACCUUCACCUCGAACAGGAAAAGAGGGGAAACAAGAUAACGGAGAGGUGACUGACAAGGAUGAUCAUCUCUAUUUCUGGUUUCCUUUAUUGGCAGGUCUUUCUGAGCUUAGCUUUGACCCAAGGCCAGAGAUUAGGAAGAGUGCCUUGGAAAUCUUGUUUGAAACCUUGCGUAACCACGGCCAUCUCUUUUCACUGCCUUUAUGGGAAAGAGUAUUUGAGUCUGUCCUAUUUCCAAUAUUUGAUUAUGUUCGACAUGCUAUUGAUCCUUCAGGGAGUAGUACCCCAGUCAAUGAAGUAGAGACUGAUGGUGAGCUUGAUCAGGAUGCUUGGCUGUAUGAGACAUGCACCUUGGCCCUCCAAUUGGUUGUAGAUCUUUUUGUCAACUUUUACAACACAGUCAAUCCACUUUUAAGAAAAGUGCUGAUGCUCCUGGUUAGCUUUAUAAAGCGCCCUCAUCAAAGCCUUGCUGGAAUUGGUAUUGCUGCAUUUGUUCGUUUGAUGAGUAAUGCUGGGGAGCUAUUUUCUGAUGAAAAGUGGUUAGAAGUGGUUUUCUCACUAAAAGAAGCAGCAAAUGCAACACUCCCUAACUUUACGUUUCUUGAAAAUGAAGACUUUACUAGGAAUCAUGAACGUGCUUCAACAGCUGAAGAUGAUAGAGAUCUUGCUGAGUCUGGCUCCCCAGGCUCCCCAGAUAAUGUUGAAAGCCUGAGGAUUCGCCGUCUUUAUGCUUAUUUAACUGAUGCAAAAUGCCGAGCUGCUGUUCAGCUUUUAUUGAUUCAGGCGGUGAUGGAGAUCUAUAACAUGUAUCGUUCUCACCUUUCAGCAAAAACCAUGCUAGUCCUGUUUGAUGCUUUGCACGAUGUAGCGUUUCAUGCACACAAGAUUAACAGUGAUUCUGCAUUACGUUCAAAGCUUCAAGAGUUUGGUUCUAUGACCCAAAUGCAAGACCCUCCCCUGUUACGCCUUGAGAAUGAGUCAUACCAGAUCUGCCUUACAUUUUUACAGAACCUUGUUGUUGACAAGCCUCCUAGUUAUGAAGCAGACGAGGUUGAAUCCUAUCUUGUUCGCCUUUGUCAGGAGGUUCUGGAGCUUUAUAUUGAAGUUGCAGGUUUUGGACAAAAAUCUGAAUCUUCUCAUGGUAGAAAGCCCCAGUGGUUAAUUCCUUUAGGCUCUGGGAAGAGGAGAGAAUUGGCUGCACGGUCACCUCUCGUUGUCGCUACUCUGCACUCCAUUUGUAGUUUGGGCGAUGUCUCUUUUGAAAAGAACCUGUCUCAUUUUUUCCCUCUUCUUUCUAGCUUGGUAAGUUGUGAACAUGGGUCCAACGAGGUCCAGGUUGCGCUUAGUGAUAUGCUUAGUUUAUCAGUUGGUCCUGUUUUGCUACAGUCAUGUUGAUCAUUUGGGUAAAAAGAUUAACCCUGCAUUGAGAUGUAGGAUAUUUUUUGUUUAAAUCUAUUUGUUCAUAUUUUUCUCUUCUCUCCUUUGCCUUGAAUUACUUGUCAAUGAUAUACUAUGACGGUGCAUGAAAAGUUUGUAGUGAUUUUGUGUUAGCUACACCUUCCUAACUUUCGUAGUUUACAAGCCUAGCUUAUCAAUUCAGAAUUAAUGUGUAUUACCUUGAGGC
Molecule: messenger RNA, 5762 nt
Organism: Abrus precatorius (Indian licorice)
Lineage: Eukaryota; Viridiplantae; Streptophyta; Magnoliopsida; Fabales; Fabaceae
Product: brefeldin A-inhibited guanine nucleotide-exchange protein 2
Exons: 11
Coding region: 182-5533 (1783 amino acids)
Biological process (GO): regulation of ARF protein signal transduction
Cellular component (GO): trans-Golgi network
Molecular function (GO): guanyl-nucleotide exchange factor activity
Source: RefSeq, a predicted model, not a curated record